Messenger RNA from Nannospalax galili (Upper Galilee mountains blind mole rat), 1897 nucleotides. RefSeq names its product G protein-coupled receptor 108 (gene Gpr108). Gene Ontology annotation, biological process: transport. The coding region runs from base 48 to 1709 and encodes 553 amino acids. The record is from RefSeq and is a predicted model, not a curated record. NCBI's taxonomy places the organism in Eukaryota, Metazoa, Chordata, Mammalia, Rodentia, Spalacidae. The transcript is spliced from 18 exons. Gene Ontology annotation, cellular component: membrane; Golgi apparatus.
UUGCGGGCGUCAAAGGCGGUGUCGGGGGGAAGGCGGUGGCUCCAGAGAUGGCAGUGAGCGAGAGGAGGGGGCUCAGCAGCGGGAGCCCCGCGCAAUGGGGAUGGGAAUGCUUGCUGAUGCUGAUCCUGAUGCUGAGUGACUCUUCGGGUCGCAUCCACCGGCUGGCGCUCACGGGGGAGAAGCGAGCUGACAUCCAACUCAACAGCUUUGGAUUCUAUGCCAACGGUUCCCUGGAAGUGGAACUGAGCCUUCUGCGGCUGGGCUUCCUAGAGUCAGAAGAGAAGUCGCCACGGGUGGGGUUCAGCCUGACCCGGGUUCGAUCUGGCAGCGUUCGCUCCUAUUCAAGCCGAAAUAGCCAUGAAUGCCCUCUGGAGAGAAACAGCAGCAACUUCCUGGUCCUGUUCCUCAUCGACAUCAAAGACCUGCAUGUCCCCUCCCUGGCCCCUCACCCUCACCCCAGUGUCCAGGUACGAAAAUACGGGGAGCAGAAGAAAUUGUUCAUCUCUCCUGGCCUCCUCUCUGAAGCACCCUCCCCGUCAAACCUCGCCAAGCCAGUGCCCACGGGCACCCCCAAAGUGGACAGUGGGACCUCUGCAGUCAACAAGGAUCAGGAAAAGCUGGCAGUAACUCAGGAGCCCAGUGGAAUGGAGAAGGAACUAGUGUUGGGGCUGGGCCACCUCAACGACUCUUAUAAUUUUAGUUUUCAUGUGGUGAUCGGCUCCAGGGCAGAGGAAGGACAGUACAGCCUCAACUUCCACAACUGCUACAACUCCAAACCAGGGAAGGAGCAUCCAUUUGACCUCACAGUGAUGAUCCGAGAGAAGAAUCCAGAAGGUUUCCUGUCAGCAGCGGAGAUUCCCCUCUUCAAACUCUACCUGAUCAUGUCUGCCUGCUUCCUGGCUGCUGGCCUCUUUUGGGUGUCUGUGCUCUGCAAGAACACAUACAGUGUCUUUAAGAUCCACUGGCUCAUGGCCGCCCUGGCAUUCACCAAGAGCAUAUCCCUCCUCUUCCACAGCAUCAACUACUACUUCAUCAACAGCCAGGGCCACCCCAUCGAAGGCCUCGCUGUCAUGUACUACAUCACCCACCUGCUGAAGGGUGCCCUCCUCUUCAUCACCAUCGCCUUGAUCGGCUCAGGCUGGGCCUUUGUGAAGUAUGUGCUGUCUGACAAGGAGAAGAAGAUUUUUGGGAUUGUGAUCCCACUACAGGUCCUGGCUAACGUGGCCUACAUAGUCCUCGAGUCCCGUGAGGAGGGAGCCAGCGACUACGGGCUCUGGAAGGAGAUCCUGUUCCUCGUGGAUCUCAUCUGCUGUGGUGCCAUCCUCUUUCCAGUUGUCUGGUCCAUCCGGCAUCUCCAGGACGCAUCUGGCACAGAUGGAAAAGUGGCCAUGAACCUGGCCAAACUGAAGCUCUUCCGACAUUACUACAUCAUGGUCAUCUGCUAUGUCUACUUCACCCGUAUCAUCGCCAUUCUGCUGCAAGUGGCCAUGCCCUUCCAGUGGCAGUGGCUCUACCAGCUCUUGGUAGAGAGCUCCACGCUUGCCUUCUUCCUGCUCACCGGGUAUAAGUUCCAGCCAGCGGGGGACAACCCAUAUUUGCAGCUGCCCCAGGAGGAAGAUGUGCAGAUGGAUCAAGUGAUGACAGACUCUGGGUUCCGGGAAGGCCUAUCUAAAGUCAACAAGACAGCCAGCGGCCGGGAGCAGUUUUAAGCUCCACUCCUGCGCCCCAUAUUCUGGCACCUGUUCCCAGCGUGCAGGGAGCCAAAGGGGCCCAAGCAAAUAAGGCACCCGGACACAGGUUCCAAGAAACCCCCAGCAGCGGGCAGCCCCAUCCUCACCAGGGAGACAAUGUACCUUUCUACAGUACAAUAAGGACCAACAUGGUUUUUGUUACUUAA